CACGUUGUCAUUUGCGCAGGGGCGUUUGCUGCCGAACCUCAUUGAGACAAGCGCUGUCUAUUAUCAGAUCAGGGAUAUCAGUCAGUCCUAGUAGAUCUAACGAGCCGGAUCCGCAUCCUUGCUUGUGCGGAUCUACAUCCUUGCUGUUGCGGCAACGUUUCAACACCUCACGCGUCGCGGCUUGUACCUACGACCAAUGGUAGAAUAUGACCUUGUGAAUGGAAACGACUAACAUGGAGUCGAUACCUAUGUCAGUUCUUGUACUUGCGCCGCUAUCUGCCAUCACACUACACGAGCUUGUGUUACGACGGGUUGAGGUUGACCAUCUGGCUUUGCCAUUGAUCGUAACCUCGAGCACGAUUUACUGGGCACUAGUCUACUACAUUGGUUUCUUUUCAGCAACCGUUGUAACGGCAUCCUUCUGGAUUCCGCUAUGGCUGUAUAUUGCUACUUAUCGUGCGUUUUUCCAUCCGUUGAAGGACUAUCCCGGUCCACUUGGAGCGAAAUUGUCGAGUUGGUGGGCUGUCAAGCAGACUUGGGCCAGCAACUUCCAUUACCACCGAGUACAACAGCAGUUACAGAAGGAGUAUGGAGACUAUGUCAGGACAGGUCCACGGGAGCUCUCAAUAUUCGACCCAGCGGCCGUCCAACCAAUCAUGGGCUUUCAGUCAAGGACCACAAAAGGCCCCUUCUACGAUGUCAUGGAGAAGUCGCUACAUCUCAAUCGCGACAAAGUAUUUCACCGUCAGAGACGUCGAAUCUGGGACAACGCCAUGAAAACAUCUCUAUCCGACUUCGCUCCCCACAUCGAGAUGUUCACCGACCAACUAAUCACGCGUCUUAGAGAGGAGGAGGGGAAGGCCGUACCACUUCUCGAGUAUGUUACUUACUACUCCUACGACGUCAUGGCUGCACUUGCGUUUGGAAAGCCGAUGGGCUUUAUCACGGGUCAAUCGAGCGACGUUGCUGAAAGUAUCUUGAGUACGUUCACAAGAGGGGUCAAUGCUCUGGGGCUUAUGUACCACAUGCCUUGGCUCAUGAAUGCUCUUGGAGUGUUAACAUCAAUCGCUGGGCCCAUGAGGGAGUGGAGAGACUUCUCUGUCAAUCAGAUGAAGGCUAGGAUGGCACUCAAAGACGCGAGACCAGACCUCAUAUCUCACCUCAUAAAUAAUACUGCUAAUAACGAAUCUGGCCACAAUCUUCUGUAUGGCGAGUCUCGUCUCAUAAUUAGCGCGGGCAGCGAGACAGUCUCCUCGGCCUUGACGUUCGUAUUCAUGCAUCUCGCAGUGUACCCCUCGUACAUGCAUGCUAUCCGCAAAGAAUAUCGCAAACACGAAGCGGAGUAUAACUGCGAACGUCCGCUCCCACUCCUCGAUGCUGUAAUCCAAGAAUCCAUGCGUCUUUGGCCCUCGGUACUCUUCGCGUCUCAACGCGUCACGCCACCAGAAGGCCUCACGAUAAACGGGCACUUUAUACCGGGAAAUAUGAUUAUCAACAUGCCGCCGUUCACUAUAUACCGAGAUCCCCGCAAUUUUGUUGAUCCUGAUUCCUUUAUUCCUGAAAGAUGGACAGAUAGGCCAGAUCUAGUACUCGAUAAGAGUGCGUUCCAUCCGUUUUCAACAGGGCCGUAUAGUUGUGCAGGAAAGGGACUGGCGAUGAUGGAAUUGAGGAGUGUGGUAGGGAGAGUGUUGGAUGAAUUUGAUAUUGUGCUUCCGGAGGGGUUUGUGUCGGAGCAUUAUUUUGAGGAUAUCAAGGAACACUUCACAGCGGGGCCACCGAGACUGCUGGUACAGUUUGUGAGUACGAAAUAGUAGGUUAGGAACUAUUUAGUUGGUUG
Molecule: messenger RNA, 1837 nt
Organism: Cucurbitaria berberidis CBS 394.84
Lineage: Eukaryota; Fungi; Ascomycota; Dothideomycetes; Pleosporales; Cucurbitariaceae
Product: cytochrome P450
Exons: 3
Coding region: 219-1811 (530 amino acids)
Molecular function (GO): monooxygenase activity; iron ion binding; heme binding
Source: RefSeq, a predicted model, not a curated record